AUGCCACAUCAUUUAACAUCCUUUGUUGCUGCAGUAACUGGUUCUAUAAGUUCUGGGACUUGUUGUGGUUGUAUCCCUUUCACUUUUUCUCCUGCAGUUACUCCAACAAUGGCAUCUACUACAGCUCCUUUAUCAGCAGCCAUUCCAAAUACAGUAUUACCAGCAGCGGUUGCUACUCAAAAUGCUGUAUCAUCAACUCCCGUAUUAACAAGUGUCAUUUCUUUCUUUGCUCCACUUUUAAGUUUUUAUAAAAGUUAUCAAGAUUUUGAAGAAACCGAGGUAAAUAAUAAAGAAAAAGUAGACAAAAUGUGUCAAUGUAAUUUAAUAAAUUCAGAUGAACUAGAUUUAAAUUAUAAUAAAAAGGAACCAUCAAAUGUAAAUGAAAAUAAAUCCUUAGAAGAUAAUCAUAUAUCUAAUGAUAAUCAUACUAGCGAUAAUGAAUUUAAUAUUAAAGAUGAAUUAUUAUUAGAAGAACUCAGAUUAUUAGCUCAUGAAAAAUGUUCAUCAGAUAGCGACUUUUCAAUGACUUCUUUUUUGGAUGAUAAGGAAAUUGAACACUUUAAAAAUAUAAAUACACAUUAG
This is a messenger RNA of Plasmodium adleri (nom. inval.), 582 nucleotides long. Its product is annotated as conserved Plasmodium protein, unknown function. NCBI's taxonomy places the organism in Eukaryota, Apicomplexa, Aconoidasida, Haemosporida, Plasmodiidae. The record is from RefSeq and is a predicted model, not a curated record. Bases 1 to 582 code for a protein of 193 amino acids. The transcript has a single exon.